Messenger RNA from Neoarthrinium moseri, 822 nucleotides. RefSeq lists its product as uncharacterized. Bases 1 to 822 code for a protein of 273 amino acids. The transcript has 2 exons. The record is from RefSeq and is a predicted model, not a curated record. Lineage: Eukaryota; Fungi; Ascomycota; Sordariomycetes; Amphisphaeriales; Apiosporaceae.
AUGGGUACGUCGAAGAUUAAGGCUAGGCGAUGGACCAGUUACGCUGAAGCUGCCAAUUCUUAUACAGGUCUACAGCGAACCAGCAUUUCGGAACUGAUCAACAUUGAUCAAGACUACUUUACCAGGCUGGCGCGGCGUGAGGAGAUACUAAGAGAUGCGCCGGAACUCACAGCGCGGUCUACUCCCGCCGGAGCUGAUGCCGUCUACGAGCUUUACCAGUUCCUUGUAAGAGUUUAUCUUCCACGUCGAUACCCAACACUUUUCCAGAUCAUGCCACGAGUUCUGCAAAACAUGGUUUCCGGCCAGCAGUACCCGUUAGACUCAGCCUCAAGCGCAACGUUGGCCUUGAAAAGUAUAGCAACUCUCGUAGAUGAGGACUUUAUCAUAUUGUUGCCCUCUAGCUCCAGCGCCGAGUACGAGGUCCAUGCUUACUUGAUCUGUUUUGCAAGUGGCUUUAAUUUGCCGAACUUACUCAAUUCUAAUAUCAGCGAACUUCACAAGCCUCUUCCCGGAUAUGCUGAAAAGCUGCAGCGCAGCAUGAACAGAUGGUUCCAGCGACUUGAGGUGGGAACAGUCGUGCGACGAUCCAACGCCCACCUUCGUGCCGAACUCCAACAUCUCCAUCGCCUGCCGAAGACCAAAGCUAUUGUCCUCACCUUUAAGACCUAUAUGUACCCACUUUCAGUGUUGAAACAAGAAGGCGAGGGAGAGAAUCUUGCACAGGCUAUAGAAGGGCUAAGUAAAGGAAAUGUGCCGGAGAUGAGCGAGUACAAGGGAUCGCAUCUCUGGGGCCGUGCGGUUUGCAACUACCUAAGGUCAUAG